Lates calcarifer (barramundi perch) is the source of this 4214-nucleotide messenger RNA. It is a transcript of the gene ift88, whose product is annotated as intraflagellar transport 88 homolog. The coding region runs from base 107 to 2827 and encodes 906 amino acids. The transcript is spliced from 28 exons. Gene Ontology annotation, cellular component: ciliary basal body; centriole; non-motile cilium. Gene Ontology annotation, molecular function: kinesin binding. Gene Ontology annotation, biological process: kidney development; intraciliary transport; non-motile cilium assembly. Lineage: Eukaryota; Metazoa; Chordata; Actinopteri; Centropomidae. The record is from RefSeq and is a predicted model, not a curated record.
UGCCCCGCCCUAUGCCGCUGUUAAUUGUGGGAUUGAAUCCCUGAAACGACAACAAACUGUCUUUUGCUGUUAUCUUGUGUAGAUAAGUGUUUAUUUUUUCAUAUUUAUGAGUGUUUCGUUACACCGCCUCUCCGGGAAAAGAGAAAUGGAAAAUGUGCAUCUAGCUCUGGAGGAGGAUGAUCUUUAUUCGGGUUACAACGACUAUAAUCCAACAUUUGACUCCGAGGAGUUGGAGAAUGAUGUUGGCUUCCAGCAAGCAGUGAGGACGAGUCAUGGAAGAAGACCCCCGAUGACUGCUAAAUUCCCUGGCACUGCCAUUGGAGCUCGGCCUUUAGUUUCUUCCUUUGGAUCUCGGAUCCCUAUGACCUCUUCAGUGGGCAGACCCAUGACUGGAGCUGUGCAGGAUGGAGCUACCCGACCAAUGACUGCUGUUAGAGCAGCAGGUUACACCUCCUCCCUGACCCGUGGCUCUACCUUUGACCCCCUUGGCCAGUCCAAAGGCCCUGCACCUCCACUUGAAGCAAAGAAUGAGGACACGCCUGAGGAAAAGAUCAAGAUCCUGGAGAAGAAAGUUAAUGACCUGAUAGAAGAGAGCUGCAUGGCACACAGCAUGGGAUCUUUACAACUGGCUCUUGAAAAAGCCAAAGAGGCAGGGAGGAAGGAGAGAGCACUGGUGAGGCAGAGGGAACAGUCUGGCAAUGCGGACCACAUCAAUUUAGACCUCACCUACUCACCUUUAUUGACAGUGAACAGUGUAGGGAGACAGAAAAGGCAGGGAAGAGAGACAGGGGAUGCCAUGCAGGAAAGGGCUGCCAUGGUUUUGCUUAACCUUGCCAACCAAUAUGAGAACAAUGAAAUGUACCCAGAGGCCCUAAACAGUUACCAGGUCAUUGUGAAGAACAAGAUGUUCAGUAAUGCAGGCAGACUGAAAGUCAACAUGGCCAACAUCUAUUUCAAACAGAAAAACUACCCCAAAGCCAUCAAAUUCUACAGAAUGGCACUAGAUCAGAUCUCCAAUGCUCACAAGGAAAUGAGGAUCAAGAUCAUGCAGAAUAUUGGCGUGGUGUUUGUCCGUAUGGGCCAGUACUCAGAUGCCAUAACGUCUUUUGAACACAUUAUGAGCGAGAGCCCCAACAUCAAGACAGGCUUCAACCUCAUCCUGUGCUACUAUGCCAUCGGUGAUAGGGAGAGGAUGAAGAAGGCCUUUCAGAAGCUCAUUUCAGUUCCUUUGGGCAUUGAUGAUGAAGACAAGUACAUCCCAUCUAAUGAUGACACCAGUUCAAAUAUGGUCACUGAGGCCAUUAAGAACGACAAGCUUCACCAAAUGGAGAGAGAUCUAAAAAUCCUGGCUGAGAAGUACAUCAUGACUGCAGCCAAGCUCAUCGCUCCGGCUGUUGAGACUUCUUUUGCUACUGGAUUUGACUGGUGUGUGGACAUGGUUAAGAGUUCUCAGUAUGUUGAACUUGCCAAUGAUCUAGAGAUCAACAAAGCCAUCACUUAUCUCAGACAGAAGGACUUCAACCAGGCAGUUGAGACGCUGAAAACAUUUGAAAAGAAGGACAGCAGAGUGAAGAGUGCUGCAGCCACCAACCUUUCUUUCCUCUACUUCCUGGAGAAGGACUAUGACCAGGCUGACCGAUACGCUGAUCUCGCCAUGACUGCUGAUCGCUACAAUCCAGCAGCACUUAUCAACAAGGGCAAUACUGUGUUCAUCAAACAGGACUAUGAAAAGGCUGCAGAGUUCUACAAAGAAGCACUGAGGAAUGAUUCUUCCUGCACUGAGGCCCUCUACAACCUGGGUUUAACCUAUAAGAAACUUAAUCGUCUAGAGGAGGCUCUGGACUGCUUCCUGAAGCUCCAUGCCAUUCUAAGGAACAGUGCCCAAGUCAUGUACCAGCUGGCCCAUCUCUAUGAGCUUCUGGAGGAUCCCCAACAAGCAAUUGAGUGGUUGAUGCAGGUCAUCAGUGUAACUCCCACUGACCCCCAGGCACUGGCCAAACUUGGAGAGCUGCAUGAUGGUGAGGGGGACAAGUCCCAGGCUUUCCAGUACUACUAUGAGUCCUUCAGGUACUUCCCCUCUAACAUCGAUGUGAUUGAGUGGCUCGGGGCAUACUACAUUGAGACUCAGUUCUGUGAAAAGGCCAUUCAGUACUUUGAAAGAGCCACACUGAUACAACCAACCCAGGUGAAGUGGCAGCUAAUGGUGGCAAGCUGCUACAGAAGAAGUGGAAACUACCAAAAAGCUCUGGAAACAUAUAAAGACAUCCACCACAAGUUUCCAGAAAAUGUGGAAUGUCUGCGUUUCUUGGUGAGGCUAUGCACAGACAUGGGAUUGAAGGAAGUCCAGGAAUACGCCACCAAGCUGAAGAAGGUGGAGAAGAUGAAGGAGAUCAGAGAACAGAGGGUGAAGUCGGGGCGAGAGGGCAGUGGUAGAGGUCGGAGAGAAGGCAGAGAGGGCAGCGCUGGGAGUGCUGGCAUCUCCACACCUGUCCUCACCUCUCCUAAGAAGGCCAGCACUAUGGGCAUAUCAGAGGAUGUCAAAGCAGUAUCUCAAUCUGAGUCUAAACAACUCAGUCCACUGUUGGACUCAGGGAAAGACAGCAGCCACAGCAGCAACAGCACUAAGGGGGAGCGGCUGAGCGCCAAGAUGAGGUCACUUCCUGCCUCCAGUGAGCCCUACGAGGCCAGCAGCCCAAAAGAACUAGAUGCAUCCUACAUGGACCCACUGGGGCCUCAGAUGGAGAGACCAAAGACGGGGGCCAAGCGGCGCACGGAGGAUGACGACUUCGCAGAUGAAGAGCUGGGAGACGACCUGCUGCCAGAGUAGGCUCUUCCACCCUCUGCCUCACCAGCUGCUGAGCCUGAUUUGUCACCUCUUUGUCACCUCUGAAAGGCCAGAGCGCAAAGCUUCUCCAUGAAACCAAAUUAUUUUAAACCCAGCUCUUCAGCUAAAAAUGUAAAUGUUACAGGAUAAAGACUUUAUUUUUCAUGGUAAUCAAUGAAGGUUCAGUGACUGUUAUUCCUUCACUGUUUACAUCAGCAGUUGUCCAGGAGUCGAAUGUCUUUACCUCUGUCAGAUUGGUCAACUUUUCCCUAAAUCUGAGUCACUUUACAUGAAAAACAGAUAGGCAUACUGCUAAUUUUUCAAUGGUAAAUAUUUAUACAUAUCCAUUUAGCAGAGGAAUGAAUGGUGAAACAUUCUACAAGAAUUUGGUUACAGUGCAGUCUGUAAAUAUUUGGACAGCUUUGUUUAACUCACAGCACAGUAAUCUGCAAUUAAAAAAUUACUGUUAUUUAAACUUUAAGAAAAUCAUCUGACUGCACUAUGUAACUUUGGUAAAGUGCCUAACUGAGUGAUGGUCAGUGGCUUAAAUUGUUGGAAUCAGGCCCUGCGCCAAAAGAUCAGCUAAAAACACUUAGAAUUCAUUAAAAAACAGUGUUCUCUGAUAUCCAGAGAGAAAACUUUGAAAAUGUCAACAAUUAUAAACAGAGUUUGGUGUGUUUGUUACAGCGACAGCACUUCCUGCUCCUGAAGCUGGGAAUCAUGGGUCAUGGGUGUUUUACCUCAGUGAAUUGGACUAUGCAGUCAGCGCUCUGGUCAAGCAAUUGAUAGGCUUUGUUGUCUUUAUAUGACCGGUUAGUUUCUAGGGGUAUGCUGCCUCCAGUACCUUUAACCAUUAAGAGUCCAGCACAAUUUAAUGUGCCAGUGUCCUGCGCUAAUUACCAUUUGUGGCUGCAGAGCAAAUAUUACAUAGCGUUGCUUUGAGGGUGCUUGCAUUCAUUUUGGAUGAAGUGUGUGGAAAUAAUAGACCUUAAUGGACACACUGUUCCAACCAAGAGUAAAUGGGUUACAAGGCCUGUGCAGUUCACCCAAAACAAAUGGCAAGACUUGCCAAAAAGGCUGAAAGUCUGCAUUUGUACCCCAGUGUCCCCUUUUCAUUAUAAAUUCAGUGUUGAAGCACAGAGCCAAAACAAUGAAAAACAUAUCACUGUCCUAAUAUUUUUUGACUGCACUGUAUGUUUCCAUGUGUGAGCCUGGGAACCUUCUGGAAAAUCCAUCAACACAACAUACCAAACAUACGUAAUACAUCCAUUGCAGGCCAUGUUGGUCAUUACUUUUUGUAUUUUGUACUAUUUUUUGUUGUAUAAUAUUUAUUUUUUCUUGUUUGUUCAUUUCCUUGUGGUUCAUUAUAUAAUUAAAAAAGAAAAUCUUU